GAGCUGUCAGUCAAACCGAAAGCAAAAAAGCAUAUAUAAACACUCACACACAUUGAACACACACCAUUACCAAUCCGAGAUUUUAACUAGGCAGUGGAACGUAUUUUCAACAAAUUCUAGCUAAACAUGGGUAACUAUUUCUCCCAUAUUUUCUCUCGUCUCUUUGUGAAAAAGCAGAUUAGAUUGCUUAUGGUUGGUCUGGAUGCAGCAGGGAAAACAACAGUCCUCUACAAACUCAAACUUGGUGAAGUUGUCACAACUAUUCCAACUAUUGGUUUUAAUGUUGAAACAGUAGAUUAUAAAAACAUCUCUUUUACUGUGUGGGAUGUUGGUGGUCAGACCAAAAUCAGAGGUCUUUGGAAAUAUUAUUAUCAGUACACUGAGGGUCUGAUCUUUGUGGUGGACAGCAGUGAUCAGGACAGGAUUGAAAUGGCAGCAGAGGAACUAAAUAUGAUGCUGGCGGAGGAUGAGAUGAGAGACGUUGUUCUGUUAGUUCUCGCUAACAAGCAGGAUUUACCCAAAGCCAUGGCGGUCCACGAGCUGACAGAGAGACUGGGUUUACACGCACUGAGAGGAAGACAGUGGUUCGUUCAGCCCACAUGUGCGGUUCAAGGGUCAGGGUUAUAUGAAGGACUGGACUGGCUCUCGGAUCAACUGUCCAAACGAUAAAACACUACAGAGGAAAAUACACUAAAUCAUGACUGAAUGUAUAUAUUAUGUCUCCAGAUUUUUUAUUUUGAGAUAUUCAUGGAUUAUUAUUAUUAUACAUCUUUAUAUAUAAUUCUUGUUCAGUAAAUUUUACCACUAUAAACACAUUUUUAAAUAAUUUUAGGCCUAUUUUUGAUUCUAAUGUACAUGGACUUGCCUAUACCUUUGAUACGUGCCUUUCAAAUACACUAGAUUAUGUAUAUGACUGAAUUUAUAAAUUAUGCACUACUGCUGUACUAUGUCUACACUGUUAUAUGUCAUGUUUGACUUGUUUUGGUGUGUGUUCUAGAUGAGCUGAUGUCUGCCUGGAAUAUUUAUCUGUGCCUUUAAAAUAUAUCCAAUAAAUGAUGUAUAUUUACAA
Molecule: messenger RNA, 1069 nt
Organism: Ctenopharyngodon idella (grass carp)
Lineage: Eukaryota; Metazoa; Chordata; Actinopteri; Cypriniformes; Xenocyprididae
Product: ADP-ribosylation factor 4-like
Exons: 6
Coding region: 127-669 (180 amino acids)
Biological process (GO): intracellular protein transport; vesicle-mediated transport
Cellular component (GO): plasma membrane; cytoplasm
Molecular function (GO): GTP binding; GTPase activity
Source: RefSeq, a predicted model, not a curated record